This is a messenger RNA of Danaus chrysippus (African queen), 342 nucleotides long. The record is from the annotation of a GenBank genome assembly. Lineage: Eukaryota; Metazoa; Arthropoda; Insecta; Lepidoptera; Nymphalidae.
AUGUGGGCGUUCGCACCCUACAACAGUAUGGAAAAAUACAUCUCGAAUAUGUUUGUGGGAAUCCCGCAUGGUGCGAGAUCGGAGCAACGCGGCGUUGCGGCGCCCGCAGCCGCCAGGACGAGGUACACUAUCGCCCUAUACGCCCGACCAGAACAAUCUAAUAUCUCACUUCGGUUCAUCUACUAUGAAACAAAAAUACCACUCCGGUCCGCACAUCCGACCAGCUCGGUCACAACACUCAUUGGCCGUCACCGUCCUUUGUGCUUCGUAUUAUGUGUAUCGGGCUCGAGCCCGAGGUCCGAGGCGCGAGACGGCGAGGCAGGACGGAGUCCAGCGAGGUAG